Molecule: messenger RNA, 2275 nt
Organism: Notechis scutatus (mainland tiger snake)
Lineage: Eukaryota; Metazoa; Chordata; Lepidosauria; Squamata; Elapidae
Gene: BBS10
Product: Bardet-Biedl syndrome 10
Biological process (GO): chaperone-mediated protein complex assembly
Molecular function (GO): ATP-dependent protein folding chaperone; ATP binding
Source: RefSeq, a predicted model, not a curated record
GGCCAGGUCGGGUCGCGGUUGCCAUGGCGACCGCGGUGCGCUUGGAGUUGGGACGUUUGGCUCAGGAGGCCGCGGCCCUGGCUGGGGUCGUCCGCGGGUCUCUCGGCCCCCACGGAGGACAGGUUCUGCUCACCCGCCCCACGGGGGAGGUCCUGCUUUCCCGAGACGGACGGCGUGUGCUGGAGGCCCUGAAUGUGGACUCGCCAACGGCCAGAAUUAUGAUAGCAUGCAUUUCUACACACUGCAAUUUGUUUGGAGAUGGCGCUAAAACCUUUAUCAUUCUACUCUCUGAUUUACUACAACAGUUUGAAAAACUUCAUAAAAGAGAUCAAGGGAAAUAUUGCAGUUUGAAACACAUUUCCCAGUUUCUUGUGAAGAUCCAAACAAACAUCCUGGACUAUAUAAUGACACAGGACCUUAAGAAACAUUUUUGGUCAAUCUUUUCUGGUUCUGAUUCAGAUAUAAGACGGAAUAUGGAGUUAGUGUUAGAACCUUAUUUUUGUGGGAAAGUAGGAAGUAACAGACAAAUGUUCCUAACUCAUUUGACAUGUGAUUUCUACUUCAAAGUUACAGCGGGUAAAAACCAGACUGAGGCAUUAUGCUUGGUGAAUGAAUGUUUUGCAGAACUGCAUACCACUGUGACAGGCCUUCCUUUUUCAGAUUCCAGGAUCCUAGAUGGCUUAUUACUUCACAGAGACUUUGCCAUAUACUGUCCUGCAGAUGGUGAUAAAAGAUGUAUAAUAAUAACAGAACCUAUUCACUCCUCUGUAUCUGAGUUGGGUAUAGAAGUUGUCAUAACUGCUAAGGGUCAAUUCAAGGCAUCAGAAACCUGGAUUACAAAAAGAACCGAAACACUUUUACAGCACAUGCAAGACAAUGACAUCAAAGUAAUACUAUCUGGUGUAAAACAGCAUGACAUUGUUCAUCACUUUGCCAAAAAUAAUGGCAUAUCUAUUGUAGAUUGCUUGUUAACAGAGGAAAUCUCUCUUAUUUGCAAGAUUACUGGAAUUUCAACUUUCAAACCAUCUUUGGAUAAUGUUAACCGUGAAAUCACUCAAACAGCUGUAGCCAAAUUUUGCCAGCCCUUCCACCUUGGAACCAAAAGGUUUGUUCACAUUGGCUUUGCGAAAACCUCUACCAUUCAGCUUUAUUGCGUGAUUCUCUGUGGACCAGUACAUGGAGUUACGGAGCAACACGCUUCUGCUUUUCGUGAAGCAUUCAAAAUGCUACAACAAAUGUUUACAGCAAUUCAUCUGCCUCAGAACUGUGCCUCAGAAUUGGAAAAUCAUCCUCUUCUGAAUAAAACUCAGCAACAUUCAUCUCCCCGUCAGCUGUUAUUUCAGGAACACAAUGAUUGGAGAAAACUUCAAACCAACAUCAAGCAUCUUACACCUUGUGGGCUUAACAUGGAGAAACACUCUGCAUCUUUUUCUAUCGUAGAUGAAAAUUUACUGCAUUCAUCCAGUUACAAUUCUUCAACCAUAGUCAUGCCUUCUGUUGAUUUGAUGCAUGGUAGUAAGAGCUCAUUAUUCCAGAAAAAGGAUGAUGACUUAGUUGGCUGUCAAACAGCUUCUUUAAAACCCAGAUUUCAAAAAGAAAAGUUGCAAAUGACUGAGAAUGAACUUCUUGAAGAUAAUCAGCCUGCUUUUAAUACAGUCGAUAAAAAUGUACAGCUGCAAAUUAGUACUGCCACUUGUGCCAGGCUGCUUAAAUAUGAGGAGAACGAUCAAAGGGGUAAUCAGAAUUACUCUGACUCUUGCAUAGAGCUGGGAUCAGUUCUGCCAGUAGGAGGGCUCUUUGAAAUCCUGUUACAUUACUAUCUAUCUAACUAUGCAAAACAAUGCCAGUCAUCAAAUACAUCCAUCAUUUGUUCUGUUCUUGCUGAUGUAUUGCUAAGUAUUCCAAAAGCACUCUGCAUGACACAGAAAAAGAAUGCCUUUCCUCAGCUUUGUCUUCAAGUUACCAAUGCCCUCAAAAGCAAUCAGCAGCUUCUGCCAAAUCAAAGGCUUCUAGAAUCAAUUUCUUGUAAAUACCACUUAGUAGCUUCUGUGCUUCAGUGUGCAGCUCAGUUGCUUAGUGUUGAUUUAAUCAUUAGCAUUAAAAGGCUACCGCAGAAAACUGAAGAGAGUGACUCAGAGGCUGAUGGGUAAAAGCAGACUGCUCAUACGCUGGUGGGAACCUUGUUCGCCUUGUUUGAUUACUUUUUUUUCUUCCCUAACUCGUAGUGAAAGGACCUUUACAUUGCCUCAAAUUCCAUGCAACGUGUAUGCAACUU